AUGUUAAAAAUCCUGAUCCCUACACUCAUGCUUAUCCCAACGAUUUGACUUAGCCCCGCAAAAUGGCUAUGAACUACAUCAAUCGCACAAAGUUUAAUUAUCGCCUUAGCAAGUUUAUCCUGACUUAAAUGAUCAUCAGAAACCGGGUGGUCCUCCUCUAACCUUUAUCUAGCAACCGACCCCUUAUCAACACCUCUGCUAGUAUUAACCUGCUGAUUAUUGCCCCUUAUAAUCCUUGCUAGCCAAAAUCACAUCUCUCCUGAACCCCUAAACCGCCAACGGACCUACAUCUCCCUUUUGGUCUCCCUUCAAACAUUUCUAAUCUUAGCAUUCGGGGCCACAGAGAUCAUCAUAUUUUACAUCAUGUUUGAAGCCACCCUACUCCCGACCCUUAUCAUUAUUACCCGGUGGGGAAAUCAAACAGAACGCCUUAACGCCGGCACCUACUUCUUAUUCUACACCUUAGCAGGCUCCCUACCACUCCUCGUAGCCCUACUUCUCCUACAAAACGACAGCGGGACCCUAUCUAUAUUUACUCUCCAGUACACAAAACCCCUACACCUAUUAACAUGAGGGGAUAAAUUAUGAUGAGCUGCCUGUCUCUUAGCUUUUCUUGUAAAAAUACCUCUGUACGGAGUACACCUCUGACUCCCAAAAGCACACGUAGAAGCCCCAAUCGCAGGAUCUAUAAUCCUCGCAGCUGUCCUCCUUAAACUGGGGGGCUACGGCAUGAUACGCAUAAUAGUUAUGCUAGACCCACUAACCAAGGAACUGGCUUACCCCUUUAUUGUUUUAGCCCUCUGAGGCAUUAUUAUGACUGGGUCUAUUUGCCUACGUCAAACGGACCUAAAAUCACUAAUCGCAUAUUCUUCAGUAGGCCACAUAGGAUUAGUAGCAGGGGGCAUUAUAAUCCAAACACCCUGAGGGUUCACUGGUGCAAUUAUCCUUAUAAUCGCACACGGUCUCGCCUCCUCAGCACUAUUCUGCUUAGCCAACACUAGUUAUGAGCGCACACACAGCCGUACUAUACUUUUAGCUCGUGGAAUACAAAUAGUUCUCCCCCUAAUAACCACUUGAUGAUUCGUAGCUAGUUUAGCUAAUCUGGCUCUCCCACCUCUCCCUAAUCUGAUAGGAGAACUAAUGAUCAUCACUUCCAUAUUUAACUGAUCGUAUUGAACCCUACUUCUCACGGGGCUAGGCACAUUAAUUACAGCAAGCUACUCCCUUUAUCUGUUCUUAAUAACCCAACGGGGGCCCCUGCCCUCCCACAUCAUUGCCCUUGAACCCACCCACACCCGGGAACACCUACUUAUUACUUUACAUCUCAUCCCCAUUGUCCUCCUAAUUCUGAAGCCGGAACUUAUAUGAGGUUGAUGUUUCU
Salvelinus namaycush (lake trout) is the source of this 1381-nucleotide messenger RNA. Lineage: Eukaryota; Metazoa; Chordata; Actinopteri; Salmoniformes; Salmonidae. The record is from the annotation of a RefSeq genome assembly.